UAUUGCAAAAUCUCACGUGCCUCUCAAGCAAACGAAACAGUACCUAACGGGCGACGCGAGAAUUGUAUUCUCCUGAUCCUCAUUUCUCAAUCUGCAGUUCAAAUCUGGUUUGCUUUUCUGGAGAUUACAUGCAUGUUGGUCCAAGAAUUACACCGAACUUCUCUGAAAGUUAUGUUUUAGUCUCUACAUUCAGAAAUUAGGAGACGAGCUCACAGUUUUCCUCGAGUUUCAUCUGUUAGUGGAAUUAGGGUUCUUCUAUCUACAUGCAGUUCAUACGGUAGAGUAGUUGGAAGUAUGGUAAAGGAUACUCGAUCUAGUGUCAGAGCAAAGAAUGAGGAAAACAACAAUCCAAAAGGGAAACAAAAUGGUGACAAGGCUACGACAAGGGCGGGUUCUUCUACGCCAGAUACAUCUGCUUUAAGAAGGUCUGCAAGAGAGACAUCAUGGAAAAAGAAGAUUGUUUCAACCCCUUCCAGUUCUAGAAAAUCUGAGCGACUUGAGAAGCAACCACCCAGCACUCCUUGUGAUAAAAAGAAACGUGGUACCAUUGAAGAUCAAGACAGGCUUAAUUUACUUAGGAGAUCUCAGAGGGGUAAAAAUCAGUCUUCAUCUACCUCUUCAGGAUCGGGAUCUAAGAAAUCAGAUAAAAGCUCCGGUUCACCAAAUAUUAAGCGAAAAAAAGAAAAGAAGGAGAAAAGUAUUAAACAGUUGACUCUUGGAACUGGAGAGGUUGGUAACUCUGGAAAACAAGAUGAGGUUUCCGAACAUGCCAAAAGUAAAAGAAUGGAUGCUCGUGCUUACAGGGCAUUGUAUAGGGAAAAGCUUAAGAAGGCUAAUUCAUCUGGCUGUCAAGAGCGGCGGAAGAUGCCAAAGAGCGACACUCAUGGUGAUAGCAAUGGUUGCAAGGAAAACUUGAAUGGUAGCAAUAAGUUCAGUGACAAGAGUAAAGAAUUGAGUGUCAAAUGUCUAGAGGAAUCCUCAACUAGAGCUUUGGAGGACUUUGAUGAGACUAGAACUAAAAUUGCUAAGGAAGUAGUGGAAAAUGAUGUUGGAUUGGAUUUCUUUCCAGCAAGCCAGAAGUCCUCCAAGGAAGAAGAGCUGACUAGACUAUCAAAUGGAGAUGGAGGUAGUGUAGAUGCAGUUAUCUAUUCAAGUGGAAAAUUGAAAACAUCAGAGAGAACCAAUCCCAAUUCUAUACUGGGAGCAAUGCCGGCUGAUGACCAUAUUGACUCAGAUGGGGAUUGUAAAUUAAUUUCUUUGAAAAGAAAAAGAAGUGUGGACUUGGAUUCUAAUGGAUCGGCAAGGAAUGAAAGUGAAAAUAGCUGCCCUUCACCUGCUGGAGCCAUCGAAUCAUCAUCAUCUCCAUGUAGACAGAGCGAUAAAGUUGAGACAUGUGACAAAUGUUUGGAGAGACAAAGGGUAGACAAUAAUUCAAAGGACUUUUGCUCUUGCGUGGAAAUAGACAAACAGAAUGGUGAAACUUCCAUUGAUAUGGAUAGAGGGAAACACAUUGGCAAUGUCAUCUCAGACUCUGCUGGAAAUUGUGUUUGGUGUAAGCUGGAAAAAGCAUCAUCUGACAUCGACCCAAAUGCAUGCCUCAUCUGCAAAGUUGGGGGAAAACUCUUAUGCUGUGAAGGAAAAGAAUGUAGAAGAAGCUUCCAUCUUUCUUGUCUAGAUCCUCCCUUGGAAAAUGUUCCUCUAGGAGUUUGGCAUUGUCCAAUGUGUAUUGGAAGGAAGAUCAAAUUUGGUGUGCAUGCUGUGUCAAAGGGGUUUGAGUCCAUCUGGGAUACCAGAGAAGUAGAGAUAUCGGAUGCUGAUGGGUUGCAAAGGCGGAAACAAUAUUUUGUGAAAUAUAAAGAUCUUGGUCAUGCUCAUAAUCGAUGGAUACUGGAGAGUGAAUUGCUUUUGGAAGCCUCAAGCCUUGUUUCAAGAUUCAACCGAAGAAAUCAGUAUUCAAGGUGGAAGCAGGCGUGGGCUGUUCCUCAGCGUUUGUUACAGAAAAGAUUGUUAUUUUCUACUAAGCUAUGCGAGGAGCAUGAUAGGGAAGUUUCUGGGGUUGAAUUGAAUUGCCAAUAUGAGUGGCUUGUUAAAUGGCGAGGCCUUGAUUACAAAUGCGCUACAUGGGAGUUGGAAAGUUCUGCAUUUUUAAGGUCACAUGAUGGUCAAGGUCUUAUGGUAGAUUAUGAAAGCCGCUGUGAAAAGGCCAAGUUAGCUUCCCAUGUGUCAAAAAUUGAUAAGAUACUGGAGAGGAAAGCAACUGCUGUUGUUAACCAAUCACAGUUUUCAGAUAGAGAUACGAAUGGCUUUAAUGAUAAUUAUAUGAAUAAUGUCAACAAGCUUCGUAAGUUUUGGCAUGAAGGGAAAAAUGCUAUUGUGAUUGAUAACCAGGAUCGCGUGGGGAAGGUUAUUGCAUUCAUUUUAAGUUUGCAGCCGGAUGUCCUUCGACCCUUUCUCAUCAUUUCAACUUCCACAGCACUUGGUUUCUGGGAUGAUGAGUUAUUGCGUUUUGCACCAUCUUUCAGUGCCGUAGUAUACAAGGGAAACAAAAAUAUACGGAAAAACAUUAGAGAUCUAGAGUUUUACCAAGGAAAUUUCCCGACGUUUCAAGCUCUUAUUUGCUCCCCCGAAGUAAUGAUGGAGGAUCUAGAUGUAUUGAAAUGUAUAAACUGGGAAGUGAUAAUUAUUGAUGAAUGUCAACGCCCAACCGUUUCUUCACAUUUUGAGAAAAUGAAGAUGCUACAUGCAGAUAUGUGGCUUCUUGUUCUUGCUGGUCAGCUCAAGGAUACCAAAGAUGAUUAUCAUAACCUUCUUUCUCUACUUGAAUCAAAUGACCAAAUCCAAAGUGAAGAUACUUUGAAGACUAGUGAUUGUGAUAACAUCAGCAAACUUAAGGAGAGAUUAUCAUAUUAUACUGCAUAUACUUGCACUUCUAAAUUUGUUGAGUACUGGGUUCCUGCACAGAUAUCAAAUGUGCAACUUGAGCUGUAUUGUGCCACCCUACUUUCUAACACUGCGUUACUUUGCUCAUCAUUCAAAAAUGAUCUGCUCGACAGCAUCCAUGACAUGCUCAUAUCAACUAGGAAGUGUUGUAACCAUCCAUAUAUUGCGGAUCCUUCAAUGGCACACAUAAUCACCAAGGGGCAUCCAGAAGUGGAGUAUUUGAAUAUUGGAAUAAAAGCAAGUGGCAAGCUACAACUUCUUGAUGCAAUGCUAAUGGAAAUGAAGAAAAAGGGUUUAAGGGUGCUAAUUCUUUUCCAGUCAAUCAGUGGUUCUGGAAGGGACUCCAUUGGAGAUAUUUUGGAUGAUUUUUUGCGUCAGAGGUUUGGGCCCGAUUCUUAUGAACGUAUUGAUGGGGGUCUUAUUUAUUCCAAGAAACAAGCUGCUCUAAACAAAUUUAACAACCUAGAGAGUGGAAGAUUUUUGUUUCUGUUAGAAGUUCGUGCAUGCCUCCCCAGUAUUAAACUUUCAUCAGUGGAUAGCAUUGUCAUUUAUGAUAGUGACUGGACCCCAAUGAAUGAUUUAAGAGCCCUUCAGAGGAUAACCCUUGAUUCUCAGUUGGAGCAGAUAAAAAUUUUUCGUUUAUAUUCAUCUUGUACUGUGGACGAAAAGGUUCUUAUGCUGUCCUUGCAAAAUAGAAAUUUGGAUGGCAAUUUACAGAACGUCAGCUGGAGUCAUGCCAAUAUGCUGCUUAUGUGGGGAGCAUCUGAUUUAUUCGCUAACUUAGAGAAGUUCCAUGACAAAGAAAAAACUGCUGAUUCCUUGACAGAUACAACACUUUUGAAAGAGGUGGUCCAUGAUUUAAUAUUACUUAUGUCACAAAAUGCUGGUAGCACGAACAAGUAUGAUUCCCGUGUUAUAUUAAAAGUUCAACAAGUUGAAGGAGUCUAUUCUGCACACUCCCCACUUCUUGGUCAACUAAAAAUGCCAUCAACGGAAGAAAUGCAUCCCCUCAUAUUUUGGACCAAGCUGUUAGAUGGAAAGUGCCCGAAAUGGAAAUAUACUUCUGAUAGAUCUCUGAGGAACCGGAAAAGGGUUCAACAUUCUGAUGAUUCAUCACAGAAACCUGAACUUGAGCUUGUGGAAUCUGCGAGGAAACGUAAGAAGAUGUCAAAUAGCAAUGUAAAAGUUGCACAAGAUGGAAAUUUUAUCAAUACGGAAAAGGAAGGUCCUUCUGGAGCUCCAAAACAUACAUGUCAAACCUCUAAUAGUUCAGCUGCUUGUGAGGAUGAUCCAUACAUUGAGAAUCAACUAUCAUCCACAUCUUUGAUGGCUAAUGAUAGCUUGAAAAUUCUUGAAUACAAGUCUGUUGGAUCUGAUGGAAUAACAAAGCUGAUUGAUCUACGGAAGAGUCUUCAUCGUAUUUUGAAGCCUGAAGUUUCACAAUUAUGCCAAAUUUUGAAACUUCCAGAGAAUGUUGAAAAACAGGUGGAAAAGUUUUUUGAGUAUAUAAUGGAUAAUCAUCAUGUCAUUAUGGAACCAGCAACAACUACGUUGCUCCAGGCUUUCCAGCUAUCUCUGUGCUGGACUGCAGCUUCCAUGCUUAAGUACAAGAUUGACCAUAAAGAAUCAUUGGCACUUGCAAAGAAGCAUCUUAAUUUUGAUUGCAAUAGACAAGAGGUAUACUUGCUUUAUUCGAUAUUGCGAUGUCUCAAGAAAAUAUUCUCCAAUCAUUUGGAGUGUUACAAGGUCCCUGAAUCUUCAUUUGCUUCUGAACCCCUGUACAAUGUAUUGUCCGACAAUGAGUUUGAGAAAGCUGUAGUAAAAUGCAUUAAUAGAAUACAAAAAAAUUGUUGCAAGAAAUUUGAAAACCUUAAGCAGAAGCAACAAGAAGAAAAAGAUGAUUUUGAUAGAACUUGUGAUGAAGAGAAAUCACUGAUGGAGAAACAGUUUCGGAUGGAGUCAGCUGUUAUUCGUUCUUGCUUGCAUAAUAGUGUUUUAAUGAGAAAAAAUAAGCUUCAGGUAUUAGAAAACAAAUAUUCAAAAAAGCUUGAAGAGCACCAAUGUCAGAUAGAAAUACGACGUAAGAAACUUGAGGAAGAGCAUGUUGAUGAAAGAGAUAAGAUGCUUGCAACGGAGGCUCAUUGGGUUGAAACACUGACUUCCUGGCUCCAGGUUGAAUUAUUAAACAAGCAAAUUUUAAAUGAAACUAGGCAUGGCCGGUACAGCUUCCUGAUAACUGAGCAAUUCCAUGGUCUUGGAACUGAUACCACUGUUUGUGAUCGUCGGCCAGUAGAUAGUCGUAGUAAGUUUCUUCAUAAUGUCUCAGGGACUGGGGUGGGAGUAUCUGAGAUUCCAGGAUCUGUUUCGUGUGAAGCUAUCAUUUGCAGCAAUGCUGUUGACAAAUGUUCUCUUCAAACCAGACAUAAUGGUGAGACCACGGCUUUAGAUACCAUAGAUUCUCAAGGACCAUCUGCUACUGAGUUUGACGAUCACAACAGGAUAAAUGACUCAAAUGGCAUUCGUAGCAACACAGUUAAAAAAUGUUCUCUUCAAACUAGACCGAAUGGUCAGACUACAACUUCAGAUACCGUGGUUUCUCCAGGAUUAUCUGCUACUGAAUUUGAGGAUCACAACAGCAUCAAUGGCUCAAAUAGCAUUGGCGGCAAUGCUGUUGAAAGAGUUUCUCUUCAAACUAGACAAAAUGGUGAGACUACAGCUUUAGAUACCGUGGAUUCUCAACAACCAUCUGCUACUGAGUUUGCCGAUCACAACAGGAUCAAUAACUCAAAUGGCAUUCAAGGGAGUUUAACCUCUUUAGAAUCUUUUGCUGUGGGAAAAGAGCCUGAUGGAGUCAUCUUGAGCAAUCUGGAUAAAGAGGUUUCUACAGAAGGACUUAAUAAUGGAUGUUCUGUCAAUGGUGUAGACGUUGUCUCAGUGCAUCUGCCUACAUCAGGGGAACAGAUCUCCCAUUCAGAAGAUGUGGGUUUGGUUGAAGGUUCACAGAGAUUUCUUACAGUACCUUUGCUGCCCUCUACAGAGGGUGGGGAAAAUUUCGGUGCCAGGCAUCCUGGGAGUGAAGUUCCUAGUGGAACCUGUAGUAUUGUCAAUCCUGAUUUGGUUGUGGAUGCUGAUACCAAUCCUGAAGCAUCUCCCUGUGGUUUGAGUUUUCCAAUUGAUGAGGUUGAAAGGUUACCUGAGACUGUUAAUUUACUAGAUGUUAGGGAGAAUCUCUCUGCUGGGCAAUCUGAAUGUCAAGAAUUAAUUCCUAAUCAAUCAAUUUUAAGUCCAUCUGACAUAGAAAUUUCAUCGAGAAUGCAUACAACUGCUUUUUGUGAAGUCGGUGAUUCCAGAAACAGUUCGAAUGAUGGCAAGGACCUUUGUGAAACAUUCAAUCCUUGUGUGGUAGAAGAUACAAUUGGUAUUACCAAUCUUGAUGUCUAUUCCCACGAGCUGUCUGUGACUUUAUCUCCUGUGGAGCUUGCUGUUUCACCUACUACCCAAGGCAAUGGUACUCUGCUGUUUAAUCAGGCAGCACAUAAUGAAAUGAAUCAAGAAUCUUCAUCUACUGGGUCCAUGGAUGACAUUAUGCAUGCUACUGAAAUGGCAAUUACUAAUGGGGACACUGAAGCUCCAAUUUCAUUUGUUGCCAAUCAAUCUAAUCAGGAAGCACAUGACGAAAUGAAUCAACAACCUCCAUCUACUGAGCCCACGGAUGACAUUAUGCAAGGUACUGAAAUGGCUAAUACUAAUGGGGGCACCAAAGCAACAAUUUCAAAUGUUGUUGAUCAAUAUAAUCAGGAAGCACAAAUGAUGGAGCCUCAAACACCAAUGGUGUCAUUAGCAACAAAUUCAUCUGCUGGCUGCUUUCAGAUUAAUUUAUCUUCUGCUGGUGGAAUGGAAGAUCACAUGGGUAGGGAAGACCAUUCCUCUGCUCGGCUUCCUCAGACAGUAAGCCAGCCAGUUGAAAACCCUAUUGAGCCCAUUGAAGAAGUCUUGUUACAAUCUAUGGCAUGCACUGCACCACAUUCUACUCCCAACGUUGCCUUCAGUGAUACGAGAACAUCCUUUCUGGACUCGAGAACCAUAUCAGCUAAUUUUGAUAUUAGUAAUGGUCUCGUGCAACCAAUGCAGCCGUCAGUAUUACAAAUGCCUACUUUAUUGUACAUUGAUCCAUUUCAAAAGGAAUUGGAAAGAUUACGGAAGGAAAUGGAACAAUACAUAGAUUUACAUGAAAAAAGGAAACUGCAGCUGAAAUCUGAACGUGAGAAGGAAAUUGAGGAAUUUACUGCUCAAGUUCACAAGAAGUAUGAUGCUAAGCUGCAGGAGUCUGAGACUGAGUUAGAUCUUAGGAAGAAGGACUUUGAUGUGAAUUACCAUAAAGUUAUGAUGGGUCAGAGCUUAGGUCACGCUUUCAGGUGGAAAUCCAAUGACACCAGGGCAUGUGAUGUAGGUUCCUUCUUUGCAUCACAGAUGAUUCAACCACCUCUUCUGCAAAAUGUACCAGGGCCUUCCUUGGUAGUCCGGCCACCUUUCAAUCCAUCUAUAGUCGGUUUGCAUACAGCCAAUGCACCUUCUAUUAGUAUGCAAAGGACCGUGCCUGUGGUGAAUUUUCCAACCAACUCACCUGCCUCUAGCCAAAGUACUGCUUCAACAUCAAUGCACGCUCACCAUUCAUCCGCCCAUUACUCGAGCAAUCCAAUGAGGCCACCCCUCAUCGGCUCCAUCUCCUCCCCCUCUGGAAAUCCGUUAAUUGGUAGUGUUAUUCGUGCACCAGCUCCUCAUUUGCAACCCUUCAGACCUACAUCAAUUUCAGCUGCUAAUCCUCAUAGCAUCUCUAGUCAACAUGGACCAAGCAACCCUUCUGUAACCUCUCCCACAUUUUCUCAGCUUCCACCUCGACUUCCAGUUUCUGCGCCACAUCAGUCCAUUCUAUCUAACAGACCUUAUCGCCCUGAGAGUUCAGAACAGUUGCCUACUUUUUCUAACACGCCUUUAUCUGCAUUAGACUUGUUGAUGGAUAUGAACAGUCGUGCUGGUGUGAGUUUUCCAGUUACUUUGCCUAUGCUGGCAGAUCUAACUGUGAAUUUACAACAACCUGUCGCCCCGCCCGUUAGUACAGGUGGCACGGCAGUUAAUGCAGUUCAGACUACUGGAGACUCGGACGUUGUCUGCUUGUCAGAUGACGACUAACCAACCUGACAAAAGGUACAUUUCUGACUUUUGGAGCUCCUCAUAACUUAGGUUUGCUUGCCGCCAAGGGGGAAUGCAAAAGUUAAUAUCUGAAACUAAUGAAAUAUCGUAGAUGUAAAUGGUGAAAUACUAUCUCCAAAUGUGUAUAAUGUAAAUAUCCAUUUGUGAUUUGCCCAUGUCUACCAAGUUGAUGGUCUGGUUUUGGAUUCUCUUUGGCAGUUAGAGCAGAUUAAUUGGCUAUUUUUUGCAUCAUUUUUUGCUCAUCUUCAAAUCAAACUCAUGGUGUAGUACAUGAAGCAGGGGGGAAAUUGAAAUUGAUUCGCAAA
Molecule: messenger RNA, 8456 nt
Organism: Momordica charantia (bitter melon)
Lineage: Eukaryota; Viridiplantae; Streptophyta; Magnoliopsida; Cucurbitales; Cucurbitaceae
Gene: MOM
Product: ATP-dependent helicase family protein
Biological process (GO): heterochromatin formation
Molecular function (GO): ATP binding
Source: RefSeq, a predicted model, not a curated record